Uranotaenia lowii is the source of this 2612-nucleotide messenger RNA. It is a transcript of the gene Noc3, whose product is annotated as nucleolar complex protein 3 homolog. The record is from RefSeq and is a predicted model, not a curated record. The coding region runs from base 149 to 2584 and encodes 811 amino acids. NCBI's taxonomy places the organism in Eukaryota, Metazoa, Arthropoda, Insecta, Diptera, Culicidae. Gene Ontology annotation, cellular component: nucleolus. The transcript is spliced from 7 exons. Gene Ontology annotation, molecular function: chromatin binding. Gene Ontology annotation, biological process: DNA replication initiation.
GUCAGGCAGACAGUGCCGAAUAUUUACGUUCGCUACGGGCGUUUAGCGUGUUCGCUCAUUCAAAUAUCUCAAAAAUUUCAAGUUAAAUUCUUUUUUAAAAGUUGUUAACACUGACAGAAGUAGUGCCUUUUGAAUCCUACAAAUUAAAAUGCCUAUCCGAAAGAAGAUUAAAAUCAGCUCGGCAAAACGUGGUCACCAUGAAAAGCACAAGAAAAAUUUUGCCAAAACAAAAAAUGCGUUAAACAAGGAAAAACAAAUGAAGGCAAACUCCAAUAUUUUCAAAAACAAGCGAUUGAAAGAGCAUCUUGAAACGACUAAAGUUUCCAAAAAACGAUUACCUGUUCCUGAAACUACCAUGAAACGCUCAGAUCUUCCCACCUCGGAAGUUCAAUUCGAAGAUUUUGAGGAUAUGAUGGACAGCCUUAGUGAAACCGGCUCAAACCAGGAAAAUAACGAAAAUAUGUCUGAUAUGCGAGCCGGUUCUCCGGAUUCUGCAAUAGAUAACGAAGAGCUUGAAAUGGAGGAUGGUUCGAAUGCCAUCGAUAGACUUGAAGAGCAAUAUCAGCAACAAGUAUCCGGAAGUCUAAAAUUCAGCGGUGAACGUAAGGACCUGCUGCCCAUCAAAACUAAAAAAGGAGACAUUGUUGUUCGAAGUCUUGAAAUUUUCGAUCAACCUAUCGGAAAGCCAGAAAAAUCUGUAGAAGAAAAUGAACAUGUCGAGCCAAAGGAAGCAGAUACUUCGGCCACGAGAAAACAACUUCCUGCCAAAACCGAAGUAGCGACAACUGAUUUGCUCUUAGAAAGAGACGAAGAAAUUGAACGGCAAAAAUUUCUCAUCGGCGUAACCUGUGCAUCUAUACUGGAAACACCGGAAACGAAAAUUAAGAAUUUGGCCUCCAUAAUCGAGCUGAUUCCGGAACAAUUACCUACAAACGGAAAAGUCAACAUGUUUGUCAUUCGAAAACUGGCGAUGAUUUCCGUUGUCGAGGUGUUUAAAGACAUUAUUCCCGAAUAUCGUUUGGGAAUUAUAGACGCCAGCGCCCAAAAAUUAAAAAAGACCACUCUUGCGCGUGUGAAUUACGAAAACGAGCUUCUGUUGCAGUACAAAAAGUUUCUGGUUCAUUGCGAGAGCUAUUCGCAGAUAGCUCAGGGGAAGAAAUCUUACGGCAGCGAUGGCAAGUCAAUGGAAAAAAUGCAGAUUGCAGAAACGGCGAUUCAAUGCAUGUGCGAUCUCUUGGUUGCUCAUCCGUAUUUCAACUUUGGGUUGAACAUUGGACAGAUGCUGGUGACGUAUCUCAACAGUAAUCUCGAAAAUAUUAGAAAAUGCGUUUAUUCAUGUUUUGUUAACGUAUUCAAAACAGAUUCACGUUUCGAUAUCAGCAAACAUAUUAUACGCCACAUCAAUCAGCUGGUGAAAAAGAAGGAGCAUAAUGUUUACGCAGAGGUUGUGUCCUGUUUGAAGUACCUUCAAAUCAAAGAUGUCAACAUUGAAGCUGAAAAAGAGAAGGAGUUGAAGCUGAAGAAGCUUGAAGCUCACAAAUCCAGAGUAAUAAAUAUGUCGCGCCAGGAGCGAAAAAGGAAAAAGAAGCUUCAAGAGCUCGAGAAGGAGCUUUUUGAGACAAAAGCUGAAGAAAGCAAGCAGAUCAAGCACAAAAAGUUGACGGAUGUCACCAAACUAGUUUUUACCAUUUACUUUCGGAUUUUAAAAUCGGCACCUAAAUCAAAAGUGCUCAGUGCAACGCUGGAAGGACUCGCGAAGUUCGCGCACAUCAUAAAUAUCGAGUUUUUCUCAGAUUUGGUAGAACUACUUAAUAAUUUGCUAGUGAACGAAAAUCUAGGAUACCGAGAGCAAUUACAUUGCAUUCAAACUGUAUUUACGGUGUUGAGGGGCCAAGGAGAAAUUCUCAACAUUGAUCCGGCUCGGUUCUACACACAUCUGUACAAAAACCUACUCCGUGUUCAUGGUGGCAAGAAUCACGAGGAUCUGGAAUCUAUUCUUCCGACCCUAGACACCGUGUUGCUGAAACGACGCAACAAUAUCACGUAUCAUCGGUAUUUGGCUUUUGUAAAACGCCUGUCAAUGAUGUCGCUACAAGUCUUGCAUAAUGGAGCGCUAGGGUGUCUUGGUGUGAUUAAAUCGGCCAUGCAGUUGAACUCAUCGCUCGAUAUUCUGUUAGACACUGAAUCGACGGUUGGAUCUGGCAAAUUUGACCCGAACGUUGAAGAGCCAGAAUUCAGCAAUGCCAGCAGUACCAGUCUGUAUGAGCUCACAGCACUCCAUCGACAUUAUCAUCCUACUGUUCGGAAGAUGGCCAACAAUAUAGCUAAUGGUGUUCCGAGCAGUGGCGUUGGUAUGCUACCGGUCGAAAUUGGAAAAUUGUCUCCUGUUGAACUCUUCCAUAAAUAUGACAGCUCUAAAAUGGCGUUUAAUCCAAGCAUCGCCAUACCCCAGAAAAAGAAUACAAGCGCAGAUGGUACACGUUCGCAUAUAUUCACUGUUGAUGGACUGGAGGAAUAUUGCCAAAUUAUGCAAAACAAACAAUACUUCGAUAAGUCGUUUAAUUUUCUAGAAAAUAAACUUUAAACAAUGUUUAAUUUGUACCUCUUGAAAA